UACACAAUCAGUUUGCCCAGGACCACCGUCGAGUGCGGUCGUGUUUUUUUCCCGCUCCCCAAGUCUCUAGUCCCAGUGUGCUGAACCGGCGGAACCCCGGAAGAAGAGAGUGUGGGAUUUCCUCCUGGUGAAGACCGUCUUCAAGGAUAACUUGAAGCUUUUGGCGCGGAUUUUUUGGCAAAGUGUCGGCGACGAAGUCGUAGAUUUGCGUUCAAGUGGUGGGUGGUGUGAGAGAGUGUUGGUGCGAGCGACCAGCGUUGACCGGAUUUGCCGGGGACGGAGAUUUACGCUACGAGGUCCUUGGAGUGAUUCCCAAAGGAUUCGCUCUUAAACUCUGUCUGCGUCUCUUUACAACUUUGCUCUAAGGUUGGGGGUUAAGGUGUGAUUCCGGGAAGCAGUAGUAGUGUCUGCUGUAGUAAAACUGAUAACAAAAAGUUUCCGAAAGUUUUCCAAAGUAACUUCCGGACAAAAGAUCAGGGGAGAAAAGGUUAUCAACCAAAUCUACACAAAUUCAACGAAGCGAAGCGAAACUUUGAAACAAUCCUUUUUUGUCCGAAAAAUUCCUGGAAGUGGAAAUUGUUUCACAGUGUACAAAAGCUGAAGUUAAAGUGGAAAAGUGCCAAAGCGAAACAGAGUGGAAAAGUGAAUAACAUAAAAUAGGAAGGAAAAAAAACCGGGUACGCGGGAAAUUGGAAAAGUUGAAGCCGGGUUUGAGUGAGGGAGGAGAAAGUUGGUCUCUGUGUUUUAUAUUUUGCUGCUGCCUGCUCAUCGUCAUCACCAGGAUCAAGGACCUGGUCUCCUGAAUCUCCGGGUCGUCCCAUCGUUGAAACUUGCUGUGCCCAAGUGUCAACCUUGUGAAGCAUAAAAAAUCGAGUGCUUUUGGCACGUAAAACUCUCAACUGUACUUCAAAGUUCCAGCGGGAAAAGUUGCCGGUGUGGCUGCUGUUGAUCGGUAAGGUGACGAGCGAUCCGACGAAACUUUGCGUACCCUUACCACGGCUUAAAUCGUUCUCUCUAUUGACGAAAAAUCAAUAAUUAUUGGUGAUUGGUGCAGUCAAAGAAGAAAGCAACGUCGUCGUCCAGCUGGAGAGGAGCUUUUUCCUGAGUCCCGAAAAGAAAGGAGGUUAGAGGAUUACAGCUUAGGGGAGAAUUUUGCCAUGUCUUCGGAAUAAUCAGUAAGAUUAACUGAAAGGCUGGUCAACUUUCACCACUAGCAGAUCCCCCACUCCUUACAACGCUCCAUAGCCAGUCCCCCCGCUUGUGUCACUCACAGUGGACACUCCGAGAGGCCCCCGGGAUACGGCCGGAGAAUAAAACUUGAUCAAAGUCCGCUCCACCCCUCGUUGUGCUUUAAUUACUACUGAGAGAGAGAGCGAGACUUGCCCCAGUGGAAGUGACGAACCCCUCGGCAGAGGCAAGGAAGGGAAGGAGCAGUUCUUCGGAUAGCCCCCGUAGUACACACAAACGCCGCACCACGCCGCCACCGACAGGACCGGGACCGGCUUCCGGCAUGAAGGGGCGCCAUCUGCGGCGGCGGUUCAGCCUGCAGCCGUCGUUCAUGAAGGAUGACAGCACGGAAGAUAAACCCAAGCGGGAAAAACCGCUGAAAAACGACGAAAAUUCGAUCAACGCCAACGUGCGGCACAAGAUUGUCGUGAUGGGGGCGGCCAAGGUCGGCAAAAGCUCGCUGAUAACGCAGUUCCUGUACAGUACAUUCUCGCCCAAGUACAAGCGCACCGUCGAGGAGAUGCACCACGGGCACUUUUCGGUGGGCGGGGUCAACCUGACGCUGGACAUCCUGGACACGUCCGGCUCGUACGAGUUCCCCGCGAUGCGGGCCCUGUCCAUCUCAUCGGCCGAGGCGUUCAUCCUGGUGUACGACAUCACCGACAGUGGAACCUUCGAGGAGGUCAAAGCGAUCCGGGAACAGAUCCACGAGAUCAAAUCCACCACCGCCGUUCCAAUCGUGAUCGUCGGCAACAAAACCGAUCUCGCGGACGACGACGACGACAUUCGACAGGUUUCCCGCGGCACAACGGAAUCGAUGAUAACCGUCGACUGGGAGAACGGCUUCGUCGAGGCUUCGGCCAAGCUGAAUCGAAACGUUUCACAGAUCUUCAAAGAACUCCUCGCGCAGGCCAAAAUCACCUACAACCUGAGUCCGGCGCUGCGCCGACGGCGACGUCAGUCGCUUCCCCAGCAGGCCAGCGGAACCAGCACGGGGCCGUCGACCCCGCAGCAGACCGCCCCGCCGGUGGCACCGGUUCACGUUCCGUCCGCGGCCCAGCUCGCGCACCUGCAGCAGAUCCAGGACAAGAGCCUCGGCGGCAAACGAAACUCGUGCAUUUUGUCUUAAUAGAGUGGUUUCUUAGACAGAGAAAAACUAAGCCACUUGGUUCAAAAUCGUGCGCUGUAAUUCCAUGCAGGCAUGUUCAGGACGAGUUUGAACCAAAUGGACAAUUUCCCCCCAGAAAGGAAAACCUUAAUGUUACAAAUUAUUCCGAUGUUCCAAUAAUAAUGGCAAAAUAAUAAAACAUGUGCAACCGAAGCGGGAAUUCCGAGCUAGCGUUUAAAAGUAACAAAAUAGUAAAGCAUAUAAAUUUGCAACGUGUUUUCUGUCAUCGUAAGCCGUUUAAUACCAAAACUAAAAACCAACAGCAACAACAAAAAAAAAACUUGAUUCGAUGUUUGUGGCGUAACUUUGUUGAAAUUGCAAUCAUUAUUAGGGUCGAACGAAAUAGUGGACGCACCAGCGCAGUAUGUAGCUAAGAAGAAGAAGAAGUUUGUAAAGUAGCAAUGUGGAGUAUUACGGGUAAUCCAAAAACAGCAAACAAAAACACACACUGGAGAUGUAUUCCAAGAAACAAAACAGAAAUAGAAACCAAAAACUAUAAAAAGAUGGACCCAGAUCGAUGGAAAACUUAAUCUACUUGUUGAAAGGUGUUUAGGAUCAUUAUGUUUUCAUCAUAAAUCUAUUGCAAUAAACUGCUUAAUUUUGGAUAACUUUUUUCUUUUUUGAAACAUAACUGAAUGUUACCAAACAAAUGAAUACCGUAAAAUUCCGAAUGUUUGAUAACUCCAACUAAAAAAAGAAUAUUUAUGAGAACUUGUGAGCGAGGCAAAGAAAAAGAGCGAUAGAAUAAGUAAAAGAGAGAGAAUAGAGAACGGUAGAAAAAAUACACAAUGUUAAAAUGAUAACUAGAGCGUCCAAUUUCCCGGGGUUACAAAAUUCCCGGGAAACGGGAAAUUUUCAACAAAUUUCCCGGGAAAUCCCGGGAAUUCCCGGGAAAUUUGGAAUUUAACGAAAAUUAUUCUAAUCCUGUUUCUGAUUAAUCUUUUGCAAAGAAAUUGUAUAGAACAGCAACUUUAAUGGUCAAAAUGAGUGUGAGGAUCAAUUAAUGGCUUGACUGCUUGUUAAAAAUCAUGCAACUUUGAGAAAAUAUUUAAACUUUCUAAUUAUUAAAUCUUUCAAAUCGUUCCAAAUGAUAGAAAAUAUUAUUAGUAUUUUUGUUGAGAAGGAUUUAUUUAAAUCAAAGUGUUUGGAUAGUGAAAAUUUAUGCUCCGCAACCAUAAAAUUGCUUUUAAAUUUGUCUCUUGUUAUAAUUAAAAAACCAAAAAAUUCAAGUUGUGAAUAAAUAAAUAAUCUUUAAAAAUCUAAUUCCUAUCGCUUUUUAACUUGAAACACUAUUUCAUGAAAUCACAACUCAAAGUUUUCAAAUAUUUGGAGCGAGUUUUUGAAAUAAAGUUCCAUUCUUUGAGUAAAUUUCAUAUGAUAUGAAGUUGUUUUUAAAGGUUUUUCAUGGUUUUAUGAUAUGAUUUUAGUUAUAUGGUAUUCAGUCUAAUAAAUUAAUUAGAUUAAAAUAAUUUUGAGUAUUUAAAAGUGGUUGAAAUUCAACGAUAUUUUUUCAUAUAUAACCCUCUUACGCCCUUGGUAGCUCACGUGCUUCAUAAAUUUAUAACUUCAAUCUGCAAUUUCUCGAAUACUUAGAAACGAAUUCUUCUCACACAUUUUUUUUUAAAUUUUAUUAUGUCAGUUCAAUUUCCAUUCAACAUGUUCAAGGUAAAAAAAAGUCAAGCAAAUCUCAAUGUUGAUCUUGGUCAGAAGAUGUAAAUAUCUUAUUUUCAAAAGAUAUUACAAAAAAAAAAUUAAAAAAGGUUGUCAAAAAUAAAAUAGUUUAUUUUCAUUCCAUAACAGCGUAAGUUUUGUGGUCCAAAAUAAAAGCAAACAAUAUUCCUAGUGAUGAAUGCUUCAGAAAUAAAUAUUAUCUGAAUUAAACCUUGACAUGAAAUUUACAGACAAGCUGAUUAGUUCAAUAUGAACAGUAGAUGGAAAUAAAUAAAAUCAAAUCAGGUUCUCCAAUUAUUAUUUUUUGUUUAAUUUCAAAACAUUGGUGCCAAAAAGGUAGGAAAAUGUAAACUUCUGCUUGUAUUUCGGGAAUUCCCGGGAAAUUUACAAAUUUCCCGGGAAACGGGAAAUAUUUUUUUCCGGGAAAUCCCGGGAAUUCCCGGGAAAUUUUUUCCCGGGACGGGAAAUUGGACGCUCUAAUGAUAACAUAAUGUCCAUAUUUGAAAACGUGGGUUUUAUAGAAAACCAAGAUGUUUGGGUAUCAAAAGGUCGCCCUUUCCGAUCCGGCACAUGGAAAAACUUGUAAAAUGUAGACCGUUUCGGAUGCCGGCAAAUUUUCGACAACGUAAUUUCGCGUUGGUACGAAAUUCCAACUAAAAAUCAUGUUUUUCGAUGCAAAAACCCAAAAACUAUGUUAUUUCCACUCCAAAAUGUUUAUUUAGAUUAAGGCUACCAACUCUUGCUGAGCAAAAAUCCGUAUACUUUACCGACAUGACACCAUGGUAUUACAAAAAAUGUCAAUGAAUUAUUUAGAUAAAUUUGGAAAUUAGAAAUAUUUUUGUUAAACGUUUAAAAGUUUACAAAAUAUCAAGUUUGCUUAUACGAAUAAUAUCGUUAUCAGUGUUUGCACGAAAACAUUUCUAGAGCUUUUAUUGGAAAGGUCCUAUAAAUACAAGCACAACACAAGGUUUUCACAAGCUUUAGAAAGCCUUUUGAUCUUUUAUUUAAUGAAUAUGUUUUGUAAGGAAUUUGAAAAGAACAAUUAUUGACAAUCAAGUUUGAACUGAGGAAAACUCGAAAAUUAUGCAAGUUAUCCCUUUAAAAUCAAACUGACAGUUAAAUAAAAAUGUCUAAUUAGCAAAAGCUUUGACCCAAUCAAAAAAGCAAUGAAUUUUUUAAAAAGUUGUUGGAAUUCCGUACAAAUCCGUACUAUGCGAAAAAUUCCGUACAUAAAAUCCGGCAUGUUCAAAAUCCGCGGAGAGGGUCGAAAAUCCGUACGGUAAGGAAAAAAUCCGUACAGUUGGUAGCCUUAAUUUAGAUCAAUUAAAAAAUUGAAAGAUUAAAUUUAGAUAAGUUUUGCCUUCCUCACCUCAAUGAGGAAAGACUAUGCAAUCACUCAAAAAAUUAACUUCUUUAUUCGACGUCGUAGAUCCACCUUCACGUUUACCUAUCGACUCAGAAUCAAAUUCUGAACAAAUGUCUGUGCGUGUGUCUGGAUGUGAGUCCGUGUACCGAAAAAUAUGCACACGAUUAUCUCCGGACUGGCUGAACCGAUUUGGACCGUUUUAGUCACAUUCGAUCCGUCUUAGGAUCCCACAUGACCCUAGUUAAUAUUAUGAAGUUUGGAAAAGUACUUCAAAAGUUAUGCUAAAAAAACGAUUUGGAUGGAAAUCGAAAUAUUGUAAUAAAGGGUGGUUUUUGCACGAGAACCCGCCAUGCUAUACAUUGUUAGAAAGGUAUUUGAAAGACCUUUCCAACGCGUCCAAAAGAUUGAAGAUCUGACAACCCCAUCAAUAGUUAUGAGCACUUAAGUGUUAUUUAUACACUUUUUUGAGGCCGGAUCUAAAAUAUUUUGAUGAAAAAGUUGUCCGGAUCUAUCAUGCGACCCAUCGUUGGAUAGUUAAUCAAAAGACCUUUCCAACAAGCCCAAAAGAUUGAAGAUCUGACAAGCCUAUCAAAAGUUAUAAGUACUUUAGUGUUUUUAAUACACUUUUUUUGAGGCCGGUUCUCAGAUAUUAUGAUAAAAAUAAGUAUUAUUUAUACAAUUUUUUUAGGCUUUGUGGUAUAUUCACUUUAUGAAUGCGAGGAAGGCACCAACCACCUAAAGGUGGAUUAAGUAACGUUUUUUAAUAAAAUUUUCAGAGUCAUAUGAACUUUUAUACGAAAUUAACUUUAUAUUCAACUAAAUAUUUUUUUAAUCAGUCAAGGAUACUUAUUUGAAGUUAGGACUUUGAAGCAAUGGUGAUUUAAAUAGAAUUAAAAGCUUUUGUACAUUCGACCUGAUGUUUUUCGACCAUUGGUCAAACUUUCUUCAGAAAUAUGUCAUUUAUAUAGUUAAUUUAAAGCUAAAAUCUUAAUUUUUGUAUGCAUAUUUUACAUUAAUACUUUCAAUUAAUUUUUUUUAUUUUUUUCAAAUAUAUUGUCCGUUACUGUGAAGUUUAAAGUUCGCAACUGUGGACAAAGAUAGAAAUUAUUUUUAAAGCUGGUCAACACCAACCGUUUUAGCGAAAUGCAAAUUAAGAAAAUUGGAUAUUUUGUGGUUCGAAAGCUCCCAAAAUGAUAAUUUGAUGUCGCUUUAGAGGGGUCAAAUAAUCGGAAUUUUACUGUUUAGAAAAUAUUGAUUGCAUCAAACUGUGCCAACCCUACCAACAAAAUAAUGUUUAACUGUUACAGCUAAAAUUUUAACCACUAAAAUGCGCACAUUUCUCAAAAGUUUACUCACAUCCCGUUUUUUCACGACUUGCUAAAAACAUCAAAAAGUUUGUUCAUAAAAAAACAAAAGUUGAAUAUACUGCGAUGCAAUAAAGAAUAAAUUAAAUCUACACAAAACAAAAUCUAAGCUAAACGAAUGAAUGUCUACAAUGUCGGAACGAACAGUGAACGAAGGUAUCGAGUUAAGCCAUGAAGAAAUAACACCACGUUAAGUUACAUGUAAGGAUGUAAUUUGAUAAACAACAACCUAAUAUCUAAAUAAUUACAAGUAAUGCAUACUGUAGUAAACAUUAGUUGUUACAUUAUCUAAUCAAAACUAUUGAACGCGCUAUAGCUGUUGAGAGGCAACACACUUCAAACCAAGUUACUUUGCAAUGUUAAUCACAAACAAAACAGAUCAGAUCAAAAUGUGCUAAAUUAUUACCUUAAAACAAAACAAAAAAACUAUUAGAAUAUUGAGUGGAGGACAAAUA
Culex pipiens pallens (northern house mosquito) is the source of this 7251-nucleotide messenger RNA. RefSeq names its product GTP-binding protein Di-Ras2. NCBI's taxonomy places the organism in Eukaryota, Metazoa, Arthropoda, Insecta, Diptera, Culicidae. Gene Ontology annotation, molecular function: GTP binding; GTPase activity. Bases 1511 to 2356 code for a protein of 281 amino acids. The record is from RefSeq and is a predicted model, not a curated record. The transcript is spliced from 8 exons.